Messenger RNA from Saccharomycodes ludwigii, 78 nucleotides. RefSeq lists its product as uncharacterized. The record is from RefSeq and is a predicted model, not a curated record. The transcript has a single exon. NCBI's taxonomy places the organism in Eukaryota, Fungi, Ascomycota, Saccharomycetes, Saccharomycodales, Saccharomycodaceae. The coding region runs from base 1 to 78 and encodes 25 amino acids.
AUGCAAAUCUUUGCCAACCAAUAUUCAAGACAAGGAGGAGAUUACUCUGGACUAACAGGACUUGGUUUUAUAGUUUGA